Messenger RNA from Sodiomyces alkalinus F11, 453 nucleotides. RefSeq lists its product as hypothetical. The record is from RefSeq and is a predicted model, not a curated record. Lineage: Eukaryota; Fungi; Ascomycota; Sordariomycetes; Glomerellales; Plectosphaerellaceae. The coding region runs from base 1 to 453 and encodes 150 amino acids. The transcript has 3 exons. Gene Ontology annotation, biological process: mitochondrion organization. Gene Ontology annotation, cellular component: mitochondrion; nucleus.
AUGGCUCGCCAACGUCCCGGCCGCGCUGCCCCGUCGCGCCCUACCGUCGCCAAACCCGCUCCCGCUCUCCAGCAGACCCGUCCAGCUACCACCGCCGCAGCCCCCCCUCAGCAGCACGCGCAAGCUCCUCCCGCGCAGGCUGCUCCUAGCCAGGGCCCCGGUCUGCUCGGCCAGAUGGCCAGCACUGCUGCUGGCGUUGCUAUCGGCUCCUCCAUCGGCCACGCCAUCGGCGGACUCUUCAGCGGCGGCUCGUCUGCCCCCGCCGCCCCCGAGCAGAGCCAGCAGGUCCAGGCCACUUCCCAGCAGCAGAACUACGCCAGCGAACAGGGCAACUGCGCGCCCGCCGUGCAGCAGUUCACCAAGUGCAUGGAUGACCACCAGGGCAACAUGCAGAUCUGCAACUGGUAUCUUGAGCAGCUGAAAGCCUGCCAGUCUGCCGCUUCCAACUACUAG